AUGCCUCAACCGUACCUCUUGUGGGUCAAUUCCCGCCCGAAGCCAGAGUCGGGGGUCGACGACGACCUCUGGGUGAAAUGGUACACGGAAGAACAUGUCCCCGAUCUAGUCAACACCAAGACGGCCGUGCGAGCGGCCAUGUACAGAGAGACGUUUGACUUUCCGCUCGCCUCCAAAGAGCACCACCCGCGCAAAUACCUCGUCCUGUACCAAACUGAUCUCGAGGAACCGUUGAGGUCCAAGGAAUAUCUGGACGGUGUGCGGCACUCCAGCGGGCUCUGGACGGCCAAUAAACCCACCUCGGAGGUCGGGGACUUUCAUGCCCGGAAUUACAAGUUGAUCCAAGAUUAUGACCCGGACGGUCGGGGUGAGAUUGCUCCUCGGUUUUGCGUGACGGUCGAGAUGGAUCCCGUGGACGAGGCCGACUUUCACAAAUGGUAUCAGGACGAACACCUCGACAUGCUGCACAAGUUGCCUGGCUAUCGUCGGUCGUCGAGGUAUGUCAUUGGGCCACAGACCGCUCUGAUGGACGGAGAGCCCCCGAAGUACUUGGCCAUUCAUGAACUCGAUGGGUUGGCCGGGAUGGACAGUAAGGAGCUUCAUGCUGCCAAUAGCACGCCCUGGACGGUCAAGCACGUCAAUGACAGCAAGGUGUUUAUCGCGAGAGCCUGGGAAUUGCUUUACUCCCAGGGGUUCUGA
Messenger RNA from Cladophialophora carrionii CBS 160.54, 699 nucleotides. RefSeq lists its product as uncharacterized. The record is from RefSeq and is a predicted model, not a curated record. The coding region runs from base 1 to 699 and encodes 232 amino acids. The transcript has 3 exons. NCBI's taxonomy places the organism in Eukaryota, Fungi, Ascomycota, Eurotiomycetes, Chaetothyriales, Herpotrichiellaceae.